AUGAAGAAGAUUUCCUUGAUAGUAUCUGGUAUUAUUGGUGCUAUUAUAGCUUUGGGAAUUGGAAUGGUAAAAUUUAAUGUUGCUAAUAUUAAACAGCACAAAAUAAUUGAAACUUUAUUAACACCUUCAAAUCAGUUACCUCCAAAUAUUGGACCUAAAACAAUGAUUAUACAAUACUGUGAUACAUGUAGUACAAAAAGUUUAUACCAACAAUUACAAAGUUAUUUGAGUUCACGUGUAACUGAUCCAGAUUUUCAAUUUAUACCAAUGAAAUAUAAUAUGUCUCCAUUAAAUAAAUUUUUAAGUUAUGGAAUUACCACAUGUCAAGUUGGAUUAGGAUUAAGUGCUUUUCUUUUCCCAAAUAUAUUUUCAGCUACAGGUCCAGAUGGACAACCAGCUGGUGGCCCAAGAACACAUUUAUUUAUGUUAAUAUUUUUUGGUGGUAAUAUUUUACGUGGUCUAUUUACAAAUUCCAAUGCCUUUGAAGUUUAUUUAGGCACUGAAUUAGUGUAUUCAGCACUUAAUAAUAAUAGUUCAGGAUAUGCAACUCCUCCAACUAUUGAACAAAUAGGUGAAAUAUUAACUAAACAUGGGAUCAGCAUUGUAGAAACAAUUACAGAAUAG
Molecule: messenger RNA, 624 nt
Organism: Cryptosporidium muris RN66
Lineage: Eukaryota; Apicomplexa; Conoidasida; Eucoccidiorida; Cryptosporidiidae
Exons: 1
Coding region: 1-624 (207 amino acids)
Biological process (GO): cell redox homeostasis
Cellular component (GO): endoplasmic reticulum membrane
Molecular function (GO): thioredoxin-disulfide reductase (NADPH) activity
Source: RefSeq, a predicted model, not a curated record